This is a messenger RNA of Tachysurus fulvidraco (yellow catfish), 2550 nucleotides long. Its product is annotated as gamma-aminobutyric acid receptor subunit rho-1. Bases 33 to 1469 code for a protein of 478 amino acids. Gene Ontology annotation, molecular function: GABA-A receptor activity; neurotransmitter receptor activity; extracellular ligand-gated monoatomic ion channel activity. Gene Ontology annotation, cellular component: membrane; synapse; neuron projection. The transcript is spliced from 10 exons. Gene Ontology annotation, biological process: chemical synaptic transmission; monoatomic ion transmembrane transport; regulation of membrane potential. NCBI's taxonomy places the organism in Eukaryota, Metazoa, Chordata, Actinopteri, Siluriformes, Bagridae. The record is from RefSeq and is a predicted model, not a curated record.
UGCAGAAUCUGACUGGAUGUGAUUGGAGGACUAUGUGCACUAUGCAUAUAGAUGCUGUAAUUGUGCUGAUCUAUAUCUGUUUAAUGGGUGCUGCUGGGAAGUCAGUCCACCAGAAGGGUUAUAAACCCGAGGCUUACAAGCAAAGCAGAUCCCAGAGAGAACUAGAGUUGAUAGAGGGAGGAACUCACAAAUCUGGCAGUCCAAUCUUCAGAAGAAGUCCUGAUCAAACAAAAUCUCCUGUGACAAAAUCAGAACAAUUAUUAAGGAUAGAGGACCAUGACUUUACAAUGAGGCCAGCAUUUGGAGGACCUCCUAUACCAGUAGGAGUAGAUGUUCAGGUUGAGAGCCUUGACACUAUCUCUGAGGUUGAUAUGGACUUCACUAUGACACUGUAUCUGAGACAUUAUUGGAAGGAUGAGCGUCUGGCCUUUCCAAGCACCAACAAUCAGAGCAUGACCUUCGACAGCAGACUGGUGAAGAAGAUUUGGGUGCCUGACAUGUUCUUUGUUCACUCCAAAAGAUCUUUCAUCCAUGACACUACUACGGACAACGUGAUGUUGCGGGUUUAUCCUGAUGGAAAUGUUCUUUACAGUUUACGAGUAACAGUCACUGCCAUGUGCAAUAUGGACCUCAGUCGUUUUCCUCUGGACACACAGACCUGCUCACUUGAGAUAGAGAGCUAUGCAUACACUGACGAUGACCUCAUGUUGUAUUGGAAGAAAGGGAAUGAGUCUUUAAACACAGAUGACAGGAUCUCACUGUCCCAGUUUCUCAUCCAAAAGUUUCACACGACCACAAAGCUGGCUUUCUAUAGCAGCACAGGUUGGUACAAUAGGUUGUACAUCCACUUCACUCUCCGUCGCCACAUCUUCUUCUUUCUGCUACAGACAUAUUUCCCUGCCACACUUAUGGUCAUGUUGUCCUGGGUGUCAUUCUGGAUCGAUCGAAGGGCCGUACCUGCAAGAGUACCUUUAGGUAUUACUACGGUUCUUACAAUGUCCACCAUCAUCACUGGCGUCAACGCCUCUAUGCCACGUGUGUCCUACAUCAAAGCAGUGGACAUCUACCUGUGGGUCAGCUUUGUGUUCGUGUUCCUCUCUGUUAUCGAGUAUGCAGCUGUCAAUUACCUGACCACCGUGCAGGAGCGCACAGAGAGGAAGCUCAGAGAGCAAUUACCCUGCACAUGUGGUAUAGCACGCCCAGUUGAGGACAUGAUAGUGGCUACUGCCUAUAGUGAUGUGGACCAAAGCACAACAGGGAACUAUGGGAUGCCAGAGAAUGAAGUGAGACAGGAGAGGAUCUUUGCUCAGUUCACAUUAGCAGACAAUCAGACCACCAGUCAGGUAAGGAGCUUAAGAAGCUACGUCAACAUCUGGAUAGACACUCACGCCAUAGACAAGUAUUCAAGGGUGAUCUUUCCCGGAGCAUACACCCUCUUCAACAUCAUCUACUGGUCCAUCUACUCCUAACACACCACCGACUGGUGUGGUCUGAACUAUUAAAGGCUGGGGUAGACUUUGUUGAGGUGCAAUGAAUAUUCACAAGAAGAAAAGAAGCUAACAACAUGGAUUAAUUUAUUUGCACUUUUUUUCAAAAUGCAAUUUAAUUAUUGGAAAUUUCUUUAAACAAUCAUUUCUUCUUCUAAUAAUAAUAUAAUUAUUUCUGCUACUUCUUUCAUUCAUUUGGCUUCUGGUGUAUGAUAAUACAAAAUAAUAAAAUAAUAAUAAAAAAAUGUUGAAAACACAAAAAUCUUUAAACAUAGUAGGAUUUCAGCUCAUGUAGUUCAGGGCUUAUUAAAUGUUUGGUAGACGGCAACUUCUGUAACUAUAAAAUGAACUCCACAGAUUCAUCAGUACUUGUUAAAUAUAUAUUUUUUAAUAAAGAUUAAUAAAUAGACAAAAUAUUAACGGACUGCACUCCAUACACAGGGAAGUGAAUUUGUUUUUAUUUUAUUGAAUUUUUUUUAGCAAACCAUCCUCUAAAUGAUUGCUGCUUCUUUGUAAAAGUUGUCUCUACUGACUUGGCAGCUUUGUUGUGUUUGAUAAGGAUUACCUGUUAAAGUCCAGCUCAAUCUUCUGACAGCUUCCUGUUCCAGCCAUGAGAAUUUUUUGCAUUUAACCCAUUCAAUUAUAGUUAUCAGUCAAACAGGCUAAUAACUAUAAUAACAUAAUAAUUAAUGUUGUAACUAAAAUAACAAAAAACAAAAAAGGGGUUAGGGUUAUGGCUUCUCUUGGGAGUCUAUGGACCUCUGCUGUAGAUUACAGAACAUCUCUACUCAACCGACCGGGUUUCAAAAAUAAUACACUCAUGUAGACAUCAUGUUCAUUGUACUUAAUUCUAUAUUUCUUUUAAUAUUCUUCUGAAUGCUUUAGAUUCUUAAUCUACUGCAUCUUAGAUUUCAAACACUAUCAACACCAGGUUCCACAAAGUUUAAGGCUUUAUUAUGGUUUAUUUUGUGUUCAGAAACAGAAAGAAACCUGUGAUACCAGAAUUAAGGCCAUUGGGUUGUUAAUAAUAAUAAUAAUAAUAAUAAUAAUAAUAAUAAUAAUA